This is a messenger RNA of Neofelis nebulosa (Clouded leopard), 1193 nucleotides long. It is a transcript of the gene NEUROG3, whose product is annotated as neurogenin 3. The transcript has 2 exons. The record is from RefSeq and is a predicted model, not a curated record. Lineage: Eukaryota; Metazoa; Chordata; Mammalia; Carnivora; Felidae. Gene Ontology annotation, molecular function: protein dimerization activity. Bases 248 to 880 code for a protein of 210 amino acids.
UAAAGCGUGCCAAGGGGCACACGACUUGAGGCUCAGAAAAAAUUCCGAUUGGUCUCGCAGCCGCGCCAAAGACAGCAACAGUGGCCCGGGACCCCCUUUGCUCUUCGCUUCUCUUGGGCUGGGGAAACUUCCAGGCUGCGGCUCCUGCAUCCUGGCUGGACUUAACAGACGAAAAGGCCAGCUAAGCUCACCAUUGCUCUCGUUGCUCGCCGCUUCUACCCUUUUGCGCGCGGGAACAAGCCUCAGGAUGGCGCCGCAUCCCUCCGGCGUGCCAGCUGUCCAAGCGACCCAUGACACAGAACAGCCCUUCCAGGGCGCCUCGGACGCCGAAGUGACCUGCGUUGCGUCCGCUCCGCCCAGCCCGGCUCGCGUGCAGGGGGGCUGCGCGGAGGAGGAAGGGGGCGGCUGCCGAGGAGCCUCGAGGAAGCUCCGGCCGAGGCGCGGGGGGCGCAGCCGGCCCAAGAGCGAGCAGCGGCGGAGCCGGCGCAAGAAGGCCAACGACCGCGAGCGCAAUCGGAUGCACAACCUCAACUCCGCGCUGGACGCGCUUCGCGGUGUCCUGCCCACCUUUCCCGACGAUGCCAAGCUCACCAAGAUCGAGACGCUACGCUUCGCGCACAACUACAUCUGGGCGCUGACGCAGGCGCUGCGCAUAGCAGACCACAACCUCUACGGGCUGGAGCCGCCCGCGCCGCCCUGCGAAGAGCUGGGCAGCCAGGACGGCGGCUCCCCGGGAGAAUGGGGCUCCCUCUACUCUCCGGUCUCCCAGGCGGGCAGCCUGAGUCCCGCCGCCUCGCUGGAGGAGCGUCCGGGGCUGCAGAUGCCUGCCUCCCCUACCGGUCUGCGCCCCGGCGCCCUAGCUUUCUCAGACUUUCUAUGAAGGGGCCUGCGGGUCUCUGGGCGGUGGGUGCUCGGGAGAGAGGGAGGGGGAGGUUACGGGGGCCUUCAUGCGAACUUGCCCUUCCAGUCUCUGGCUCGCUGACACCCGAUGAGCCCAGGCGCCUAGGAGGGUGACAGGCUGCAUUCAAUCCCCCGUCCUCUGCGUCGCGCUAACUUCAGACCGCCGCACGCAGGUUGCUGCGCAAGCAGGUGGGCGUUGCAGGCUUCGGGGGUUCCCCGCCCUGCAACCACCCCAAGUCUCCCGCAAAGACAACGAGAAUGGUAGCACUACGCAGCCGGAGACGCUCACUGUC